Messenger RNA from Venustampulla echinocandica, 966 nucleotides. Its product is annotated as Short-chain dehydrogenase protein. Bases 1 to 966 code for a protein of 321 amino acids. The transcript has a single exon. NCBI's taxonomy places the organism in Eukaryota, Fungi, Ascomycota, Leotiomycetes, Helotiales, Pleuroascaceae. The record is from RefSeq and is a predicted model, not a curated record.
AUGGAUUCAGUCAAAAGCAUGUUGGCGCAGUUCUUCCCACCAGCACCAACCUUCACCGACAAAGAUGUCCCCAAGCAACCCGGCCGGGUCUUCAUCGUGACAGGGGGGAAUAAAGGGGUCGGGUUUGAGCUCGUCAAGGCGCUCUAUCCCACCGGAGCGACCGUCUACAUGGCGAGUCGCUCACAAGAACGCGCUGAAACAGCAAUCACGAAGAUCACAUCUGCGGAUCCGUCUCUCGCAAGCAACCUCAAGUUUCUCCACCUUGAUCUGGGCGACCUGGCGACCAUCAAGGCCUCCGUGGCUGCUUUCACAGCGCAGGAGUCUAGGCUCGACAUUAUCUGGAAUAAUGCUGGCAUUGGCGCGGGGCCCGUCGGGGCAAAAACCGAACAGAAUAUCGAAGCGCUAAUAGGAGUAAACUGCAUCGGCCCCCUCUUAUUUACACAGCUUCUUUUCCCGCAGCUCCGAGAAGCCGCCAAAUCCGCUCCCAGAGGUAGCGUGCGUGUGGUAUGGACGAGUUCAUUCCUAGCAGAGUCAUAUUCACCCAACGGCGGAGUCGACUUCAAGCUUCUCGAGCAGGGCGGCGGGAAGAAUCCGUUGGUGGACUAUGCAGCCUCAAAAGCUGGAAAUUGGUUCCUCGCUACCGAGACAGCAAAACGAGUGGGUGAUGAGGGGAUUAUAGGCGUCGUCCAGAAUCCUGGGAACCUGCAGACAGAGAUCUAUGAUGGGCAAUCGAAGUUGUUGAUGUUGUUUGUGAAUCGCAUUUUGUACCCACCGAUCUUUGGGGCGUACACGGGGCUUUACGCGGCGUUCUCGCCUGACAUUACGAUGGAGAAACAGGGGGCGUAUAUUAUCCCUUGGGGACAAAUCCACACCCUUCCGAGAAAGGACAUUUAUGAUGCUAUCGAGCAAGGUCAGGCCGAGCGCUUUUGGCAAUGGUGCGAGGACCAGUGGAAGCCAUAUAUUUGA